This is a messenger RNA of Halichondria panicea, 3278 nucleotides long. RefSeq lists its product as uncharacterized. Lineage: Eukaryota; Metazoa; Porifera; Demospongiae; Suberitida; Halichondriidae. The record is from RefSeq and is a predicted model, not a curated record. Gene Ontology annotation, molecular function: G protein-coupled receptor activity. Gene Ontology annotation, biological process: adenylate cyclase-activating G protein-coupled receptor signaling pathway; cell surface receptor signaling pathway. Bases 1 to 3009 code for a protein of 1002 amino acids. The transcript has 23 exons. Gene Ontology annotation, cellular component: plasma membrane.
AUGCUUCAUCGUGCUCUUAGUGUGCUUAGUUGCUUGGCUGUACUGCAAGUCAAUACUGCAUCUACUCAAUGCAUUCCGGAGUGCCCAAUGGAUUCCAUACCUGGAGGGAGUGUUCAGGUGCUCACAUUGAGUCCUGGAGAGCACAGAGUUCUCUGCUUUAACUACCAGUACUACAAAUUGGCAGAUGAAAAGCAUGUUACAUUAUUCGACAAUGACGAAGAGUUCUGUUCAACUGCUGAUGAUUUUUUUGAGUCUGGCCCCUCCGAUGUUCCUGGCAUAGAGUGCAGUGUCUUCGAUAUGAACACAACUAACUCUCCUUGUAGCCACUUUGCUGUUGCAGUCAGGUGUGAGUGGUCUGAGGACAAUAAAAGUAUUUUGUCAUUCUCUGGGCAAGAUAAUGAAGAUAAAAGUAUUUUGUCAUCCUCUGGGCAAGAUAAUGAAGAUUCUGAUAUUAAAAGUACUGCACUGGGUACUAAAGAAUAUUUGGGGCUGGCUCUACAACUGGAGAGCACUAAUAUUUCGUUAACUGGGUAUGAGAGGUGCAAUGUCAUUCUGAACGUUUCAUGGGAAAAUGUUGAAUGCAAUAUAAAAGAAAUUCAUCUAGCACCCACUGACGUUUGUUCUGGGAUUGGCAGAGUCAUUUCUGCAGUAGGUACUAACACCUCAUGGUUUGUAGUAGAAAAUUUGGCUAUUAAUGAUAUCGGAGAAGAUGUCAUUCUAAUUGGGGGGUCAACACCAUUUUGUGAGCAACAGAGUAUUAAUGCUAGUUUAGAUGGUGUUGGUUUGCUCUGUGAAGUAGUGAGUGGCAAUUCAACAUUUAUUCGAAGUGCUGGAAUUAACAGGACUGAUCUAAACUCAUCUGUCAGUUACCUAGCAUUCAGGUGUUCCGGCGACUGGAACAAAGUUAAUGUCGGUGAAGCGAGGAUAAUCUUUCAACGCAAUCUCACCAAUACACUCAACAGCCAAUGUCAGUCACGUAGUGCGUCUAGACCCUUCUACAGCCGCUAUGCAUCUUUCCCGGUGCAGUGGACACAUAAUGACUCAAUUUUGGAAUCUAGCUUGUGUGACCAAGUGAAUUUCAACCUGUGUCUCCAGAUGUGCACUGAUGAUGUUGUGUCUAAUGGAGCUCUCUGUGACACACUCGUAAAAAACAUAUUGGAUUCUGGGGACUUGAACCUUAAUGGCUCAAUGGUAGUCCUGUCCAUUCUGUGGAGCUUGAGUAACGCAUCGGAUGUGCAGUCCCUGGCCAGAGCUGUGAGGAUCAUUGAGUCUCUGACUAAAUCCUACGAAACAAGCAACCUGACGCUGUUUCAAAAUGGAGGAAUUAUGCCUCUCCUGGACAAAAUUCUCAACAAUCAAAGUGUUUGGAAACUAUUGCAACAGCGUAACUCAAUGAAUGGGGAAAACAGUGCAUCCUCGGCCUUGCUGGCAGGAAUGGAGCAGCUUUUGAGCAUGGCUGGGAGAAAAGUAACUGACCAGCCGUUCCAGUUUGUUGGAACAAAUAUCCUCUCACUGAUAGAGCGAGUGACACCACAGGCCAUAAAGGAUGGAUACUACACAGCAUACUUCCCACAAAUGAAUAGUGAUGAACCAAAGAAUUUUGUCCUAAUACCAGUGCAGUUGCUGUGUGCACAAACUCUAGGCAAUAUAGACUGUUCUUCUUCUGUGGCUACUGCACUGGUCCAAGCUCUACCACUCUAUUUGGAUCAAAUUUCAAACAUCCAAACUGAACUGUUUGUAAACUCCCGUCUGUUGAUGCUGACUGUACCAGAUCAAGCCAAUUCUGCCUUUCCUAUUAAGGAGUAUCCUGUCGAAUUACACCUUAAUCCGAUGUCAGUUAAUGGAACAAUAGUGAUGAAUCAUUCGUGCAUGUUUUGGGACUUCAAUAUCAGUCACUGGUCUGCCACAGGGAUUACUACUAGGGUUUCACCUGAUGGGACGUACAUCUGCACAACCACUCACUUGACUUCCUUUGCUGUUCUUGUUGGCUUGACACCACCUGACAAUAAUGUGACUGCAACGGUUGAAGAUAAAGCUCUCAGUGUAAUGUCUUACGUAGGCUCUGGUAUUUCUCUUCUCUGUCUCAUUUUAUCUUUGCUGAUACUCGUAACUUGCGGCAAACGCUUAAACAAAGGAAUUCUUUUAUACAUUCAUAUCAACUUCUGUCUGUCACUGUGCUUAGCCCUGGUAGUGUUCAUUGCAGGCAUCGAGAGUGUAGUUAGUAUCAAGUUACUGUGUACAGUGGUAGCUGUUGCAUUGCAUUACCUUUUUCUGUGUGUCUUUUGUUGGAUGCUUGCUGAAGGGAUCAUGCUAUACAUCCUGGUAGUCAAGGUGUUUGGAAAACUUGCAACGAGAUGGUACUAUUUUCUGCUUGUAGGUUGGGGUUUGCCCAUUCCUAUUGUUGCGGUAUCAGUUGGGAUUCAGCAUGAUCUGUAUGGAACAGACCGAUUUUGCUGGCUGUCUACGGAGAGUGGAACAAUCUGGGCUUUUGUUGGUCCCAUGCUACUGAUUGUGUGUGUUAACAGUGUGUUUUUGGUACUAACUGUGUGUAAUCUGCUACACAGUAGAAAGUAUGGAGGAGCAGAGAGGGGCGUCAACACCACACAGCUAGUCAGGUCUGCCAUUAAGACCAUUGCGAUUCUCUUGCCUCUUCUUGGUCUGACUUGGGUACUGGGAAUUUUCGCAGUCAAUAAAAAUACUACAGUAUUUGCAUGGAUGUUCACAGUGUGCAACUCCUUACAGGGUUUCCUUUUCUUUGUCCUUCAUAUUUUAAGAAAUGAGCAGGUGAGUAAGGUGCUAAAAAGGGUAGUCUGCUGCUUGACUUCCUCCAAAGCACGUCGAUUGACCACAGCAAAGGACAUUUCUAUAAAUGUUACAACUGGUACCACUUCAAACGCAAUAAGCAUGAUUGGCUCACCAUACAGAGAAGAUAAUGAAAAUGGGUUUGCAAGCCAAAGCUACAGUCAAACUUCUACAGAAAGCAGUAGUUUAUCGACAACAGACUGUUGAACUUUCAUCUUCAAUUUAUGCAAUGCACUUUCACUUUGUUAGUAAUAACAAUAAAAACACGUUGUCAGUGUUUUUCAACUGUUUAGAUCUACUGUAAACUUUUUUAAUCAUAAUUAUUUUGCUUGAUAUAUCGAUCAGCCAUAAUUAUUUGAAGAUUGCAGAAGUUAAAUGAUAUCAUAACUGCAUGUGCAUUUUAUCUGUCUGCCUUUCUUGACAGGUAUCGAUUGUGUAUGUGGAAGUAUAAUUAUAGUUUUAUUUACUCUGGACUU